This is a messenger RNA of Brassica napus (rape), 342 nucleotides long. RefSeq names its product glycine-rich cell wall structural protein 1.0-like. The transcript has a single exon. Bases 1 to 342 code for a protein of 113 amino acids. Lineage: Eukaryota; Viridiplantae; Streptophyta; Magnoliopsida; Brassicales; Brassicaceae. The record is from RefSeq and is a predicted model, not a curated record.
AUGUGUUCUGAUUUCGGUUAUGAUAAUGAUAGAGCCUGGGGUGGAGGUGGGGACGGAGCUGGAGCCAGGAGAGGAGGUGGGGAUGGAGCUGGAGUCUGGGUGGAGGUGGAGGUGAAGCAUGGGGCCGAGAUGGGGGGCGAACUGGAGCAUGGUGCUGAGGUGAGGGGGAGCUGGAUCAUGGGGCCGAGGUGGGGGGGGGGAGCUGGAACCUGGGGUCGAGCCAUGGGAGGAACUGGAGCGUGGGGUGGAGGUGGGGGCGAAGCUAGAGCCUACGGAGGAGGGGGGUGGAGCUGGAGCCUGGGGAGGAGGUGGAGAUGGAGCUGGAGCCUGGGGUGGAGGUAG